Molecule: messenger RNA, 2110 nt
Organism: Solea solea (common sole)
Lineage: Eukaryota; Metazoa; Chordata; Actinopteri; Pleuronectiformes; Soleidae
Product: extracellular serine/threonine protein kinase FAM20C-like
Exons: 10
Coding region: 1-1698 (565 amino acids)
Biological process (GO): protein phosphorylation
Cellular component (GO): Golgi apparatus
Molecular function (GO): phosphotransferase activity, alcohol group as acceptor
Source: RefSeq, a predicted model, not a curated record
AUGGUGAGAAAGAACCUGGGCCGACCAACUCGCAGCAUCUACCUGGGUCUGGCGUGUGUGUCCCUCACCCUCCAUCUGCUUCUGGCAUUAUUUUGUUUGUCCGUCCUCCAGACAGCCUGUGUCCUUCCCGCCUCUUCUUCCUCUUCCUCCUUCUCAUCUAUUAUUCCAAGAACCGAUACCCAUCGCCAUCAGUCUGUUUCUUCCUUCUCAUCCUCUGAUGCCUCCUCCUCCUCACAUAAGUUGCCAACUAGCAACGAGCGUCACAAACUUAAUGCAAACACAUUACAGCAUAAAGGGAAAGACUGGUUAAAUGGGCCAACUGAGACGGAGAAGAAACUGAUUGGAACUGGCAAAGAGUUUCCAAAGGGGAAGGGUCUCUCUGUACUGGAGGCACUGUUCAAUCACCCGCUGUACAACCUGCCACAUCCAGAGCUGCAAGAAGACGACUGGCUGUUGAGGGUGAAAACAGACGAAGAUGCAACAGAUAAAGAAAGUAGGGAAGAUGGAGGAGAAGAAGAGGCCAUCGCUAACAGUCAGUGGCAGAGUGCCAGUCAGGAGGAGGGCUAUGAGAGAGUCGCUUGGACGAGCGACGCGGAGACCCAUCCUCCUUGGCUACGGUUUCACUUGGGCAUUUCUCGCUGGGAGCUGUACAACAGGAAGGAUCCCAACGUGCCCCAGCUGACUCACUAUUUGGCAACACAACGCGUCCUUAGUGCGGUCCAGAAGACAGGAGGCACCCAGCUCAAGCUGCUCUUAUCAUUCCCAAACCACGGACAAGCUCUGCUCAAACCAAUGAAACAAUCCAGAGACGCAGAAACGGACGUGAACCUCUUCUACUUCUCAGACUUUGAAAGACACAACGCAGAGAUCGCUGCCUUUCACCUUGACAGAAUCCUGGGCUUCAACAGGAUCCCUCCAGUGGUCGGUCGACUCAUCAACGUCACCACAGAGAUCAAAGAGAUAACCACUGACCAGAGGCUGUCAAGGACCUUCUUCACUUCCCCUGUGGGGAACGUGUGUUUCUAUGGCCAGUGUGAGUACUACUGUUCAACAGAACACCCAGUGUGCGGUCAGCCACAUGCGCUGGAGGUCUCCCUGGCUGCCAUGUUACCUGACCUCGCACUUGCUCCCCGCAGGUCCUGGAGGUCACCCUGGAGACGAUCUUACAGCCGCACCAAGCUCGCACAGUGGCAGAAGGAGCCGGCUUACUGUGACAAGGUCAAGCAGACACCUCCUUACAACCAUGGCACCAGACUGGUGGAUCUCAUAGACAUGGCUGUGCUGGACUUCCUCAUGAGCAACAUGGACAGACAUCACUAUGAGACGUUUGAGAAAUUUGGAAAUGAGACUUUCCUGCUGCAUCUGGAUAACGGACGGGCGUUUGGGCGUCACUCUCGGGAUGAGCCCUCUAUUCUGGUGCCAUUGCUACAGUGCUGCAGGAUCCGUCGCUCCACCCUCCUCCGCCUGCGGCUCUUGUCCCUCCCUGGUUUCCGCCUCAGUGACGUCAUGCGCGAAUCUCUGGCUCGGGACCCUCUGGCAGGCGCGGCCCCCCUCCUGUUGGAACCACACCUCGCUGCUUUGGAGCGCCGCCUUGCAACCGUGCUGCAGGCAGUGCAUACCUGUCAGGAUCAGUGUGGUGAUGUUGUUUACAAUGACUUGGAAGGAUAUGACGAGAAACAUGAUCAACAGCCUGACUGAAGAUAGAGAGAAACAAGAAAUUAUACAUGUUUUACCACAUCUGUGUCAUCAUGUUUGUAGCCUUGCAGCUUUAAAGAAUGUAAAGAAUAAUCAGCUUAUUUAUUUCUAAUUUAUUUUAAGAGUCCAUAAAACCUUUGGAUCACCUGCUCUUAUUUUAAAAAACACUGAAGUUGACAAGUGUAGAGAAAGUACAACGGCAACUUCUCUUUCAGUGAUAACAUACAGUAUAUGCCAUAUCCUAAAUUUACAAACUAUAUCUUCUUUGACCUUUUAAAGUCUGUUUUUUUUUUUAGUGUUUAUGCUCUGGAAACUACAAGUCUCCACAUCACUGCUGGAACAAAUGGGGGGCAGCAUGUUAGUUCUCAUUGGAGGACAAUUAAGUGGCAAUAAACACUAAAGAUCUUUCUGAUUU